Molecule: messenger RNA, 204 nt
Organism: Perkinsus marinus ATCC 50983
Lineage: Eukaryota; Perkinsozoa; Perkinsida; Perkinsidae
Exons: 3
Source: RefSeq, a predicted model, not a curated record
GAUUUGUGCAGUGAAAACUAUCAAACUACGGGACGAGUCAGAAGGCAUCCCAGCAUCGGUAUUAAGGGAAGUAGGCCUAUUACAAGCACUACAUCAUCCUAAUAUAGUGGAGCUUCACUGUAGAUUUGGAAGCCUCCACCGUAUAUCUGGUAUUCGACUACUACCAUCAAGACCUUGCACGAUUUAUAGACCUCUCUACUGGGG